AUGAGGAGGUCAGUCGCGCAUCAGCGCAUCGUGCAGCGCAGCACCACUCCUAAACCUCUGCUUCUGUUGCCUUUGUCCUUCACAGACUACGUGCGGGAUUUCGCAUUGCACGCCGUCGCCGCAUCCCGCAAGUCACGUCUCCGCCGCGCGGUGUCGUUUUUUUCAGGUGGCAGGUGUCCCGGUGCGUCGUCGUCCGAACAACGUCGGACCGGACAAGCGACACUGUGAAGCUGCACUGUUGCUCUGCUGUUGCCCCGUUGAUUAAUCAUCUCUGCAGCAAACCGGGCUGGAAAUGGUGCCAUGCUCAACUAAGCGGCAGUUUUCAGAGGUUAGACUGUUAGUCAACAGAGGGUCAUAGCUACAAUCACAUCACCAACCCCCCUCCUCCUCAUCAACAUCCUCCUCCUCCCCCUGGCUGGCAAGAGUCGAUCGUCUGCCUGCAUUCAUCUAAGCAGCACUGAAGACGGAGCAAGUAGUGCUUCUGCCUGUGAGAAAGUGUGUGAGUGUGUCUGCACAUCAGUGGCUUUAGUCUUCAUUCCCCCUUUAGCCCUUUUAUUGUGUGUGUGUGCAAAGAUGUGUGGUUUUGUCAAGGUGGAGAGUUAAGAGGAAGACGGGAGCUCUUUAAGUCAGCAGCACUAUAGAGAGUGUGUGCAUAUGUGUGUGUGAGUUAAGUUGUUGACCAGGCUAUGAAGGAGAGCCUUUUGAUUCUGGGUUGAGGUGAGCAGAACAGGAAGAUCUGUAAGAGGAGCAGUCAUGGGGCUCGGACAGUCCAGCAAGACUCCUGUCACAGGCGAUACAGACGAAGUCAACUUUGACCAUUUCCAGAUCUUGAGGGCAAUAGGAAAAGGCAGUUUUGGAAAGGUCUGCAUAGUACAGAAGAAAGACACUAAGAAGAUGUACGCCAUGAAGUACAUGAAUAAGCUAAAAUGUGUGGAGCGGAAUGAAGUGAGGAACGUCCUGAAAGAGCUGCAGAUCAUGCAGAACCUUGAACAUCCUUUCCUGGUUAAUUUCUGGUACUCCUUCCAAGAUGAGGAAGACAUGUUUAUGGUAGUGGACUUGCUUCUGGGUGGAGACCUGCGCUACCACCUCCAGCAAAACGUCCACUUUUCAGAGAGCACGGUGAAACUCUACGUCUCUGAAUUAGCCCUGGCUCUAGGAUACCUCCGCAGUAAGCGCAUCAUACACAGAGACAUCAAACCUGACAACAUACUGCUGGACGAGCAUGGGCACGUUCAUCUAACAGACUUCAACAUCGCAGCUAUUGUAAAGGAAGACCUAAAAGCAACUUCUAUUGCUGGAACCAAACCAUACAUGGCUCCUGAGCUUUUUCAAAGCUUUGAAGGGUCCCAUCCCGGCUAUUCCUUCUCUGUUGACUGGUGGUCGCUGGGGAUUACGGCCUAUGAACUACUAAGAGGGCAGAGGCCAUACGUGAUGAGAUCCAAUACACCAGCUAAUGAGAUCCUCCAAACGUUCCACAAGGUCCACCCCAGUUACCCAGCAGCCUGGUCUUUGGAAAUGAAGUCUCUUCUUAGAAAGUUGUUGUGCAUAGAUGUCCAGAAGCGGAUUUCCUGUCUAGCAGAGCUACAGGAUCUGGACUACAUGUCAGACGUCAACUGGGAUGCUGUGCUUAGCAAACAGCUUCCUCCAGGCUUUAUUCCCAAUAAGCGAAGACUAAACUGUGACCCUACAUUUGAGCUGGAGGAAAUGAUCCUGGAGUCCAAACCACUCCAUAAGAAAAAGAAAAGGCUUGCCAGAAAGACCAGAGACCAUGGUUCGGAUGGGUCCCCUCAAAAUGGGCAGUUACAACAGCGGCUGGAUAAUGUCCAGAGAGACUUCAUUGUCUUCAAUAGAGAAAAGUCAAGAAAAGCAGUGGUGGACUCGUCCGAGCUAACCGUGAGUGAGAAGAAUAAGGCCAUAGAAGAUGGACAAAACAACAACGUUGAGCCAGCUGCCUAUUUAUCAGGAUAAGCUUCUUGAAUCCAGAUCCUCACCUCAUUAUUUGCACCUGCCUACAGCUUGUAGUUCAGCAAAUUACGUCCAGAAAUCUACAGUUCUAUCAGCACAUGCACUCACAGCUGGUUGUCUAUGUUAUUGCACUCCUAAGUAGUGUGUACAAACACAAAAGCAGCACUGUAUGUACUUGUGCAUCACAAUCUAUUCACAAAAGCUGCAUUGUUGAGAAAUCCAGAGCUGUGAAAUGGACCCCUGGAGCAGUAGCCAUGUCAGAGAAGUUUUUUGCUUUGCUGUCACCAAAAGGAUUGACUUUCAGCUGUGUUACACAUGUCAUCCUCCUUUAUAUUACUCUGGUGCUUUUUUGUCUGCCUAGCCUCUACUCUGGGCAGCAUGCUGAAUUGAAAAAAAAAAAGCCAGAUCUUUGCCAAAAAGAAGAAAAAGGCAUACCUGCAGAGCUGAGUCUAAAAUCUGAAUGUGGUGACACCAACUUUUGAGAAUAGAAACUGCUUUUAAAAAUGGUUACUUAGGAGAGUUCUCUAGAGUAGCUGACAAUGGAAACUAAAGGGUGAUAACAUCUACAUAAUAUAGUGUGCAUGGCAGAAGUACAAACAUUAUUUCUUGAAAAGUUGUAAGGUUUUCUAAAAUGCUAUAAAAACUUUAAUCCAAUUUGUUGAUUUUUUUUUAACCUUUUAAACAGACAAGUCCAAAGAAGCAACUGUCAGUGUUUUUAAUGAGGAACAUCAUUGUAUUUGGAAAAAUAUAAACAAAUUUAAAAUUUGAUUCCAGCAAACUAAAAAAAUGUUUAAAUUAAGGCAAAGAAAAACAACUGAGUUUAUAUAAUAUAGACGCAACACAACUCUAGAAGAUUUAUACAAACUAACCUGCUGAUU
Molecule: messenger RNA, 2843 nt
Organism: Melanotaenia boesemani (Boeseman's rainbowfish)
Lineage: Eukaryota; Metazoa; Chordata; Actinopteri; Atheriniformes; Melanotaeniidae
Gene: stk32a
Product: serine/threonine kinase 32A
Exons: 13
Coding region: 754-1968 (404 amino acids)
Biological process (GO): G protein-coupled receptor signaling pathway; regulation of signal transduction; protein phosphorylation
Molecular function (GO): ATP binding; G protein-coupled receptor binding; G protein-coupled receptor kinase activity
Source: RefSeq, a predicted model, not a curated record